This is a messenger RNA of Quercus lobata, 555 nucleotides long. RefSeq lists its product as uncharacterized. Bases 214 to 546 code for a protein of 110 amino acids. NCBI's taxonomy places the organism in Eukaryota, Viridiplantae, Streptophyta, Magnoliopsida, Fagales, Fagaceae. The record is from RefSeq and is a predicted model, not a curated record. The transcript has 2 exons.
UCAGUAUUUUGGUUUAGUAUCUAACUUUUGAUUGAUUGAGUGCUUGCUUGUGGUCUUUCACAAACAGCACAACUAAAACAAUUUCAAGAGCACCAAACAAAAACCCAAUGAGUUUCUUCACCAUCAACAAUGGUCACUCAUGAGUCUUCAACUCAGCCACCUUAGCCACCACCAAAAGAGUCAUUUGCUCGGCGUUACAAGUUUCUCUGGCCUAUGCUCAUGGUUGUCAAUCUUGCCGUUGGAGCCUACCUCUUUGUGCGGACAAAGAAGAAAGAUGAGCACAUAAAAGAAGGUGCUACUCUAGUUUCAAUCUCCGCUGCUAAAACUGCUCCUAUUGCUAAAAAAACCUUACACUCAUCAUCUGUCACAAAACCUGUGAAGUUGCGGGAACCAAUUCCAGAGGAUCAGCAGCGUGAACUUUUCAAGUGGAUGUUGGAAGAGAAAAGGAAGAUCAAACCAAAAGAUCCUGAAGAAAAGAAGCGCAUUGAUGAAGAGAAAGCCAUUCUCAAACAGUUUAUUCGAGCGAAACCUAUCCCUAGUAUCUAAUUAUUUAAC